GUGGGUGGGAAGAGUCCGGAGAGCUCCGUCCGGGAUUCUGUGCUCCCCAGUGACAGCAGCAGCAGGAAGUCGGUGGGCCCCUUCCGGGGGCUGAGGCCUCUUGCUCUCCGAGGGGAGAACACUGGACACUUCCCCACGCAACUCCCAUCUCUGGGCCCCGAGUGUGUUCAUGGCGAAGUCCCCGGAGAACUCUGCCCUGGAGGAGAUUCUGGGGCAGUAUCAGCGGAGUCUCCGGGAACGUGCCAGUAGAAGCAUUCACCAAUUGAAACGUGCCCUGAGAGAAGGUGAUGUCACUAUUGGAGAAGAUGUAAUGGAUCCUUCUUUUAGUACCAGUGUAGGAAAUGAGGAUGCUGGGAAUGCCUGGCGUGAACUGCAACACAGCCGUGCUGUUAAUCAACUCAAAGCUUUGCUGUGCCAACAAGCAACUAAGGAGAGUGAGGUAUCUCCAAGAAGACGAAAAUUGUCCCCUUUGAAAUCAUCAGAAUAUGAGGAAACCGAUAUGCCUGCUCUACAGGAUCUUGUUCCCAUCAUCAGUGACCAGUCUCAAUACAUUCAUCAUUUAGAGGCAGAAGUCAAGUUCUGCAAGGAGGAACUCUCUGGAAUGAAAAAUAGGGUACAAGUAAUUGUGCUUGAAAAUGAAAGGCUCCAACAAGAGCUGAAAUCUCAAAGGCAAGAGGAAGCAAUGAGGGAACAAACACUUCUGGAUGCAUCUGGAAACAUACAGAAUUCUUGGAUUACAACAGGUGAAGAUUCUAGGGUGGAUGAAGCUGCCAAGAGAUCAUUUUCCAAUGGCAAUGCAGAUAUUAUCAAAGCUGCAUCUGCUAGUGAGGCUGAAAAAUGGAAACUAGAACUGGAGAGACUAAAACUUACUUAUGAGGAAAAGAGUGAAAUCCUGGAAUCUCAAUUGAUGUUUUUGAGGAAAGACCUAGUUGAAUCUCAGAAAAAUUGUGAAGAUCUUAAAGAGCGACUAAAGCAUAAAGAGUCUCUUCUUGCUGCUAAUAUUUCUAACCGUGUUGGUGGUCUUUGUUUGAAAUGUGCUCAGCAUGAAGCUGUUCUUUCCCAAACCCAUAAUAAUGUUCACAUGCAGACCAUUGAAAGACUGUCUAAAGAAAGAGAUGACUUAAUGUCUGCACUAGUUUCCAUGAGGAGCAGCUUGACAGAGGUGCAGCAAAGAGAAGCAAGUGCUUAUGAGCAGGUGAAACAAGCUGUGCAAAUGACUGAGGAGGCCAACUUUGAAAAAACCAAGGCUUUAAUCCAGUGCGAACAGUUGAAGAAUGAACUGGAGAGGCAGACAGAGCGGCUUGAGAAAGAACUCGCAUCUCAGCAAGAAAAAAGAGCCUUUGAGAAAGAGAUGAUGAAAAGAGAAAUAGCAAAAGAAAGAGAGGACAUGGGCUCAAAGAUGUUGACCCUAUCUCAGAGUAUUGCCCAACUGGAGGCUCAGGUGGAAAAGAUUACAAGAGAGAAGAUUUCAGCUGUUAAUCAACUAGAGGAAAUUCAAAACCAGCUUACUUCCCGGGAAAUGGAUGUCACAAAGGUGUGUGGAGAAAUGCGCUAUCAAUUGAAUAAAACCAAAAUGGAGAAGGAUGAGGCAGAAAAGGAGCACAGAGAGUACAGAACAAAAACUAAAAGGGAUCUUGAAAUUAAAGAUCAGGAAAUAGAGAAAUUGAGUUUAGAACUGAGUGAAAGCAAGCAGCACUUGGAACAGGAGCAGCAGAAGGCAACCCGGGCCGGAGAGGAGUGCCUGAAACUGACAGAACUGCUGGGCAAAUCUGAGCACCAACUGCACCUCACCAGACUGGAAAAAGAUAGCAUUCAGCAGAGCUUUAGCAACGAUGCAAAGGCCCAAGCCCUUCAGGCCCAGCAAAGAGAGCAGGAGCUGACACAGAAGAUACAGCAAAUGGAGGCCCAGCAUGACAAAACUGAAAAUGAACAGUAUUCAUUGCUGACCUCCCAGAAUUCAUUUCUGACAAAGUUAAAGGAAGAGUGCUGCACAUUAGCCAAGAAACUGGAACAAAUCUCUCAGAAAAGCAGAUCUGAAAUAGCUCAGCUCAGUCAAGAAAAAAGGUAUACAUAUGACAAACUGGAAAAGUUACAGAGAAGAAAUGAUGAAUUGGAGGAACAGUGUGUCCAGCAUGGGAGACUACAUGAGAUAAUGAAGCAAAGGCUAAAGCAACUAGACAAGCACAGCCAGGCCACAGCCCAGCAGCUGGUGCAGCUCCUCAGCAAGCAGAACCGGCUUCUGCUGGAGAGACAGCCCGUCUGAAGAGGUGGGACGUCUGAGAUCCCAGGUCCUGGGAGAAGCACAGGUUGGGCAGAGAUCCUGUGGGACCAACAGCCAUGGAACGAUGUUCACUGCUCUCACCCGGCUCCUCCAGUGUGUGCAGCCACCUCAUCCUGUACCUGUGCGGCCAGACCUCGACCAGCACUCAGCUGUCUGGGCAGGUCCUUGAGGGGGGCCCUGGGUGGUGCCAGCCAAAGGUUGGGGCCAUCGGGUCUCCAAGACAGCUGGAGGGACUCACAGCACCAGUGGAGCUCCUGGCCUCCAAGAGCUGAGAACGACUUCAGAACUUGGGUUGUGGAGAGUCUUCUAUACAAGCUCUGAGCAUGUGGCGGUUUCUUCUCCAUUCUGGACCAGAUCAUUAUCCUGUGGGGUUUGCCUUUUAACUCCCCAUCUGCCUACCUGACAGCCCACUUAGAUCUUAACAUGGGUCAUCAAUGCUUAGAAACCUCUUCCAGGGCUUUAAAAACCUGAUAAUUGCCAAAUGGAUUGCAAAAUUUUUGUAAAAUGCAUUUAAAAAAAACCCUAAAACCUCAAAAUUCUUCAGAAAAAUGAGCAGGUCUUUUUUCCCUUGCCUGAAGC
Messenger RNA from Balaenoptera ricei (Rice's whale), 2860 nucleotides. RefSeq names its product SHH signaling and ciliogenesis regulator SDCCAG8 (gene SDCCAG8). The record is from RefSeq and is a predicted model, not a curated record. The coding region runs from base 170 to 2263 and encodes 697 amino acids. NCBI's taxonomy places the organism in Eukaryota, Metazoa, Chordata, Mammalia, Artiodactyla, Balaenopteridae. Gene Ontology annotation, cellular component: centrosome; centriole. Gene Ontology annotation, biological process: tube formation; neuron migration; establishment of cell polarity. The transcript is spliced from 18 exons.